CAGAGUGCAGAACCAUUUCCAGCAGCAGAUAGAAAACACCUUAUAGAACAAAUGUCACAAGAAAAAAUUCAUAGCAGCAGCCCACAGCUUACUGUUGAGCAACUGAAACAAAUAGAGCAGAAGAGACAUGAAGCUAUGAAGAGGCUUGCUGCUCGCAGUGAUCCCAUGCUCAUUGGAGAGAGCUGGCGCAACCACAUUGGAAAUGAAUUUGCCAAACCUUACUUCACUGAGCUGAUGUCUUUUAUUGCUGAAGAAAGGAAACAUUUCACCGUCUAUCCAAGAAAAGAGCAGGUCUUCUUUUGGACACACGUGUGUGCAUUUGAGGCUGUGAAAGUGGUCAUCCUUGGCCAAGAUCCUUAUCCCAGAAAAGGUCAGGCUCAUGGUCUGUGCUUCAGUGUACUGAGGCCUUCACCACCACCUCCAAGUUUGGAAAAUAUAUUCACUGAACUUGCAAUAGAUAUCAAGGAUUUCCAACACCCUGGCCAUGGGGACCUGACAGGAUGGGCUAAACAAGGUGUUCUGCUUCUGAACUCUGUCCUGACCGUGAGAAACAGAGAACCAACAUCCCACCAGGGCUGGGGAUGGGAGGAGUUCACUGAUGCUGUGGUUCAGAGCCUAAGCAGGAGUUUAAAAGGUCUGGUCUUCCUGCUGUGGGGAUCAUAUGCUCAGAGGAAAGGCAAAUUCAUUGAUAGAAGAUCAUUUGACCAGACAUUAACGUUGAAGAAAAAAAACAGUCACAGCACCAUGUCCUUGAGACAAGCCAUCCCUCACCAUACUCUGCUCAUAUGGGCUUUUUUGGAUGCAGACACUUCUCAAAGACCAACAUCUUACUUCAAGCAUCUGGAAAGACACCAGUUGAUUGGAAUGCACUGUGACCAGAGUACUUUUUAGAAAUAUUUUUAAAUGUUAUUGUGGGUUUUUAAAUAUUCAGUAUAAUUGUAAUGUUAAUGUCUGGACAAAAUGUUACUGAGGGGAUAAUAGAUAUGUAGACCCACAAAAUACCAAAGAAAUAAUGUUCCUUCUCUGCUGUGCUACAAUAUUGCCCCUGAAAUUCAUUUAUUAAAUAUGCAGUGUUGGAUAAA
This is a messenger RNA of Neoarius graeffei (lesser salmon catfish), 1082 nucleotides long. RefSeq names its product uracil DNA glycosylase b (gene ungb). The transcript is spliced from 8 exons. The record is from RefSeq and is a predicted model, not a curated record. Bases 52 to 891 code for a protein of 279 amino acids. Gene Ontology annotation, cellular component: mitochondrion; nucleus. Gene Ontology annotation, molecular function: uracil DNA N-glycosylase activity. NCBI's taxonomy places the organism in Eukaryota, Metazoa, Chordata, Actinopteri, Siluriformes, Ariidae. Gene Ontology annotation, biological process: base-excision repair, AP site formation via deaminated base removal; base-excision repair.